AACAACUCAGCUCGACCCUCACAUAUCACUAUCGAAAGAACUCCGCUUCCACCUCCCACCCUCGCCUUGGGAGUUGAGACAUUGUGCCAUCUCGGCACGCCUAACCCGAGCCCUCCGUCAUAUUUCACAAAAAUAGCACGCUGCAGCUCGGCAUGAAUUGUCCGGGCAACACCAUGUGGAGCCACGCAUCGUCACAGCCUCAUGUCAGGGUCUAACUUUCCAGCUGAAAGAUGGGGUGAUACGCUAGGGGCUGGGCUUGCCAGAAUAUUCAUAUGGAUCGUCGCUGCCUGUGAAUUGAACUCGUAUUUAGUCACCCGAUCGCUCGAGCGCAAACCCCUUUCGCGACUACUACGCAUACAUUGAAUACACUUACUGUUCUGCAAGCACACCGAUACUUUGUUCAGUUCUUCUUCGACACACUGUUAUAAGACAAUAUAAUCGUCAAUAUGUCUGCAGUCUCUUCUGCAAUCUCCUCCGUCGUCUCCUCCGCCGUUGCGAGCGCGACACCUAGCGGCGCAUCCUGCGCAACCGCAGACUUCACACAGUUCCCCACACAAGAUGUCGCCUGCGCAGUCGGCAGCACCACCGUGACCCUCGCCAGCAACACAUCCUCCGUCCUAUCACAAUGCUGCAAGUCCGCCCCCGUCGAGUCCUUCAAUGGCGACUGCGGCUACUACUGCCUGUCAGUCCAGCAGUCUGUAUCUGACUUGCAGAGCUGCUUCAUGGAGAACGGUAUUGCGCCAGGAACAAUCUUUUGCAACAGCAACAACACCGCGACUGCGACAGGUACACCUACCAGAGGGGCUAGCUCGACGGCGAGUGGCACACGGGGAGGCAGCAGUGGGACGGCUAGCGCUGGCGCGAGUGGAAGUGCGGGUGCGGCGGCUGGUGUUGUGGUACCGCAGGUCAGCAAGGCGGGAUUGGGUGUCUUGGGUAUGAUUGUUGUGUCGGUCUUUGCUGGAGCUAUGUUGUAAGGGUUAGCUGUGAGGUGGAGGAAUGAGGACAUGUAUACCACGAUUGUUUUGGGACGAGGGUUGG
Macroventuria anomochaeta is the source of this 1038-nucleotide messenger RNA. RefSeq lists its product as uncharacterized. The transcript is spliced from 2 exons. NCBI's taxonomy places the organism in Eukaryota, Fungi, Ascomycota, Dothideomycetes, Pleosporales, Didymellaceae. The coding region runs from base 447 to 974 and encodes 175 amino acids. The record is from RefSeq and is a predicted model, not a curated record.